This is a messenger RNA of Tyto alba (common barn owl), 3649 nucleotides long. RefSeq names its product mutS homolog 4 (gene MSH4). The record is from RefSeq and is a predicted model, not a curated record. Gene Ontology annotation, molecular function: ATP binding; mismatched DNA binding; ATP-dependent DNA damage sensor activity. The transcript has 20 exons. Gene Ontology annotation, biological process: reciprocal meiotic recombination; mismatch repair. The coding region runs from base 215 to 3028 and encodes 937 amino acids. Gene Ontology annotation, cellular component: nucleus. NCBI's taxonomy places the organism in Eukaryota, Metazoa, Chordata, Aves, Strigiformes, Tytonidae.
UAUUUAACACCAGCACCCCCUCUGGGCACGGGGCGGGGGGGCGCGGCUCUGCCGCUGUCCGGGCGCGAGCGCAGCCGCGGCGCUCGUGCGGGACGCGCUCAUGCACGGGGUGAGGGUGACGGCGCGCUUGCCGCCAUUUUGAGGGGAGGCGGUGCUGGCGGCGUGGCGAUAGUCUUCGCCCCUCACGCGGUUCCUGUUCUGGGCUGAGGCGGCGAUGUCGAAGGCGAGCAGUAAGGCGAACGCGUGUAGGCAGGCGGCCGCCUCAGGGUCCUAUACGGGCCGCAGCUCUUCCACGUCGGGGCUGGGCGGGCGAGUGGAGCAGACGCCCCGCUAUACCCUUGGGCUACUGCAGACGCCGCGCAGCACGGCGGACAGCACCGGCGACUUUUCCAGCGGCGGGGCGAGGCCGGGUAGCUCCAGCGGGGAAGGCCUGGCUCCCAGCCGGGCUGUAUGUGGUAGCAGGGUGAAGCCGCCGGUUCCCGAAAGAGGAGAAUCAUAUUUUGGGGACAAAAGUUCUUGUGUAGAAAAUGCUAGCACAUUGAAUCUCACGAGUUCUUCUGUGCGAGGCCUGAAUAGCACAUGUAUAGGAAAAACACCCCUCUCUUCCAGUAAAUCUGUUUGCAGAAGCCAUACCCCUCUUAUGGGAUAUUCAGUUACAUCCUCAUCUGCAGCCUCUGCUCAUACUGUUGCAUCUGUUAUUGUAGCUGUAGUAGAAGGAAGAGGCCUUGCUAGAGGUGAAGUAGGAAUGGCCAGUAUUGACUUAAAAAAUCCUGAGGUGAUAUUAUCACAAUUUGCAGACAAUACAACUUAUGCCAAGGUUAUUACUAAACUUAAGAUUUUAACACCACUAGAAAUAAUAAUGUCAAACACUGCUUGUGAUGCAGGGAACACAAAAUUGUUCAGCCUGAUAACGGAACAUUUCAAGAAUGUGACUUUUACAACCAUCCAAAGAAAAUACUUCAAUGAAACAAAGGGUUUGGAAUACAUAGAACAAUUGUGUGCAUCUGAAUUCAGCACAAUUUUCAUGGAGGUUCAAUCAAAGUAUUACUGUCUUGCAGCUGCUGCAGCUUUGCUGAAAUACGUUGAAUUUAUUCAAAAUUCAAUUUAUGCUCCUAAAUCACUCAAGGUGCGUUUCCAGGGGAGUGAGAAAACAGCUAUGAUAGAUUCAUCAUCAGCACAAAAUCUUGAACUAGUAAUUAAUAACAGAGAUUCUCGGAAUGGUCACACUCUUUUUGGUGUCUUAAAUUACACUAAAACUCCAGGUGGAAGUCGAAGACUUAGAUCCAAUAUCCUGGAGCCGUUAGUUGAUGCUGAAACAAUUAAUAUGAGACUAGACUGUGUUCAGGAAUUACUCCAGGAUGAGGAGCUCUUCUUCGGUCUUCAAGCAGUUAUCUCAAAAUUCCUGGAUACAGAACAACUACUUUCAGUUUUGGUACAAAUUCCAAAGCAAGAUACAGUUAAAACUGCUGAAUCAAAAAUAACUAAUUUAAUCUACCUAAAGCAUACUCUAGAACUUGUGGAGCCUCUAAAAGCUGCUUUAAGAAGCUGUAACACUCCGCUGCUAAGGGCUUAUUACAAUUCUCUUGAUGAUACAAGAUUUGGAAUUAUACUUGAAAAGAUUACAACUGUAAUUAAUGAUGAUACAAGGUACACAAGAGGAUGUCUGAGUAUGAGGACCCAGAAAUGCUAUGCUGUUAAGCCUAACAUCAAUGAAUUUCUUGACAUAGCUCGUAGAACAUACACAGAAAUUGUUGAUGACAUAGCAGGUAUGAUAUCACAACUCGCAGAAAAGUACAACCUACCAAUGAAAACAAGUUUCAGCUCUGCCCGUGGAUUUUUUAUCCAGAUGAAUGUUGAUUGUGCAACAUUACCCAAUGGCCAGCUUCCGUCAGAAUUUACAAAGGUCACUAAAAUUAAAAACACAUAUAGCUUCACUUCAGCAGAUUUAAUAAAAAUGAACGAAAGAUGUCAGGAGUCCCUGAGAGAAAUAUAUCACAUGACCUACUUAAUAGUGUGUAAAUUACUGAACGAGAUCUAUGAACACAUUCAUUGCCUAUACAAGCUGUCUGACAUUGUGUCAAUGCUGGAUAUGCUGCUUUCAUUUGCCCAUGCCUGUACUCUUUCUGAUUAUGUUCGUCCAGAAUUUACAGAUACAUUAGCAAUCAAGCAGGGAUGGCAUCCCAUUCUUGAAAAGAUAGCUAUGGAAAAACCUGUGUCUAACAACACAUACCUGACAGAGGGUAACAAUUUUGUCAUCAUCACAGGACCAAAUAUGAGUGGAAAAUCAACAUACCUAAAACAGAUUGCGCUCUGUCAAAUCAUGGCACAGAUUGGUUCUUACGUCCCAGCAGAGUAUUGUUCUUUUCGAAUCUCAGAGCAAAUUUUUACCAGAAUAGGUAUGGACGAUGAUAUAGAAACAAACGCAUCAACAUUCAUGAAGGAAAUGAAAGAGAUAACGUACAUCAUACAAAAUGCUAAUGACACAUCACUAAUCAUAAUUGACGAACUUGGCAGAGGUACCAGUGCUGAAGAAGGUAUUGGCAUUUGUUAUGCUGCCUGUGAAUAUCUAUUGAAUUUAAAGGCGUUUACGUUGUUUGCUACACAUUUCCUGGAACUGUGUCAUAUAGACGCUUUAUAUCCAAAUGUGGAAAACUACCAUUUUGAAGUGCAACAUAUGAGAAGCAGUGCUGGAAAUGAGAAAAUUGCUUACACUUAUGCACUCUCUAAAGGAUAUACAGAAGAAAAGAACUACGGAUUAAAAGCUGCAGAAGUUUCCUCCCUGCCAUCAUCUGUAAUUUUGGAUGCAAAGGAAAUCACAAAUCGCAUUGCAAAACAAAUUUUGCACAGGCAGAAGAGUACUCCUGAGAUGAUGAAACAGAGAGCUACAUACCAUUUAGCAAUGAGAUUGGUUCAGACUGCCAGAAAUUCUCGAUUGGAUCCCGACAGUUUGCGUAUAUAUUUGAAAGGCUUGAAGAAAAAGUAUGAAGCCAGUUGUCCUGCACCUAAACAAAAUGAUGAGCAACAGUAAUGUAUAACAUAGGCUGUUGCUCUAUUUUUUAUGACUGCAAGAUGAUUCUAUUUUUUUCCAUAGUAUUAGAAAACACUGCUUUUCACAUUUGAAAAUUCUUAAUUCUUAAUCUAAAUUAUACUCACUACUGAAAGACAAUAUCCACCAUGGGUUUUUUCCCCAAAACAUACUUGAAAUAGAAGCAUUUACUUUGUAUGAGGAACACAAUUCUUUUUGAUAAUGAACUAUAUUUCUUUCAUUAUUUUAGAGACAACAAAGUUGUAUAAUGUUUAGUAUUCUCUGUGUGAUGUAUCUAGUAUUACAGCUCUUACAUCUUACACUAAAGAUCUUGCCUAACAAAAAGCAGUCUUUGAAACAGAUGGUCCACUUGUCUUGCACAGGCAAGCUCUGCUUGAAGAUGCAUCCAUAAAUCCUGUUGUUCCCUACUCAAGGAGGGUUCUAGCUCCCUCAGUCAUUAUGCUUAAUCCAACAUAAGGCAGGCGGUCCAGGACUGCUGCUUCUCUGGAACUGGGCAGCAAGAGUUUUUUUUGUAAUACAGUAACAGCAAAUUACUGUGCUGUUGACACUGUUGGUCAGUUUUUGUUUAGAAUGUAACAGGAAAUCAAUAAAAAGUUGAACGUC